CAUUAAAUUUUAUCCACUUUUACAACACAAAGUUACACAACAUACACGUGUAUGCCAAAUAACAAUAUGCUAAGCACUUUACAAUAAAGAGGAUUAAUUUAACAGUUUUGCGUACAUUUUAUGCUGUGACAGCGAAAGGGCUCUGACUUAGCAUGAAGCUAUAGUUAGACUGCAAGACUGCAUCGCUGAUAUUCUGUCAGUACCACACUAAAAGCACUAAACUAAUUAAAAGGUCUCCCACUCACUCAGUUUUUGUUUCCAAAUUUCACCAUUGUGAAAGUAACCAUUUUCGUUGCAAUAUAUUGAAAAACAUCAUACACCUGUUCAGGUGGUUUAUUGUUUAAAUUAUAUUAUAUUAACUAAGUAAUUAUAAUAUAUAUUUGUAAAAUACUUCCUACUAUUCCGAACAGUUUGUGGUCGUCAGUGAACUAACUUUGAAGUUAUGUGAUUUUAAUUUUAAAUACCUAAAAGCUUAUAUUAGUGAUGGUGGCUCCGCUAGUAAAUCAAUCAUGGGUAGCCCUGGCGACGUUGCUGUGUCACUUCAGCACCGGCUUCAUCAUCAGUUUCCCCUCAUCACUGCUGCCGGCGCUGAGGGCCGAAGACUCGCCCAUCAAGGUGGAUCUGAGCACUGCAUCCUGGCUAGCUUCAGCAGCGCACUCCGCCAUGAUAGUCGGGGACGUCGCAGCCAUCUACAGCCUCCACAGACUGGGCCGCAAGUGGUCGCACGCGCUGUCCAUCCUGCCGGCCGUGCUGGGCUGGCUGCUGGUCUACCUCGCCGCCGACGUCAGCACCAUCAUGGUGGGCAGGAUCCUCACCGGCAUCUCCACUCUUGCUAGCUUCAUAGCAGGAACCUGCGCUAUAUCCGAAUAUACCUCCCCAGAAGUUCGUGGACUGGUGUUUUCGUUGAAGACCUCGUCGUUUGUGGUCGGUGGCUUGGUAAUGCAUGUGUUAGGGAUGUAUUUCUGUUGGAGGACGGUGGCGUUGUUCAGUAUGAUACCGCUGCUGGUGAGCCUGGGUGUGACGUGUAUGUGGACGGAGAGCCCGGCGUGGCUGCUGGUGCGCGGCGACCACCGGCGCAGCGAGGAGGCCUUCCACUGGCUGCGGGGCUCCGGAGAGCGCGCCGUGCGGGAGUUCCAGGCCAUGCUGCAGGCGCAGACGGAGCGCGACCAGAACACCACCAAGAGGGGAAGCUUCAAAGAGAAGCUCGUUCACUACCGGGACUUUUACACGCAGAAGGAAUUCUUGAAGCCCUUGUUUUUAGGCUGUGUUCUAAUGGUGUGUAUGGAGACGUCUGGCCGGCAUAUUAUACCAGCGUUUUCUGGUACUAUCAUGGCGGAAAUCCUUCCCGAGAUUAACGCCUCCUAUGCCUCUAUUUACGUGUUAAGCUUCGAUGUCAUUGCUUUAGUGGGCAAUGGCAUAUUAUGUGUUAUUAUAAAAAUCUUUAACCGUAGGACUCUACUGUUUGUAAGCGGCUCUCUAUCAAUUUUGACUCUUCUGUCUUUAUCAGGGUACGGUUAUUUGGUCCGUGCUGGUGUAGCAGAGAAUAGACCAUGGCUAUCGCUGUCGCUAUUAAUAGGUUACAUAAUUGUUGCGAAUACUGGAAUAGUGUCACUGCCUUUAGUAAUCAGAGGUGAGUUAUUUCCUCUCGCUUACAGAGAAUCAGCGACAGGCAUUUCUAGUAUUUUUUCAACAUUUCUUGUAUUCCUUGUUUUGAAAUGUACCCUUCUGUUGUUUGCGUAUAUCUCAGUUUUAGGAACAUUUGCACUUUUUGCUGUGCUUUUACUAAUAAGUCUCGUAUAUUUGUACUACAAUCUGCCCGAGACUAGGAACAAAACGAUGCAAGAAAUUGAGGACUACUUCAAGUAUGGGAGAUUCAUUGAAAGGCAGUUUAAGAACGGCGAUGAUCCAGAAACGGAAGCCAUGUUUACUAAAAAUCAUAAUUAGGGGCAUUAGUUGUAUUGCUUUCUACUUCCUGCCAUGCAUAGUAUUAAGUACUUGCAUAGAAGUAGGUACUCGAAAUAGUUCCAGUGACAUAUCACCCAAUUACUGAAAAAACUAGUUGUAUGAGGCUGCCGCUGCCACUGUCUGUCUACAAUAUUGAAGUAGAUUUAACAGCCCAUUAGAAUAUUACCAACUAAUAGGUAAUAUAAAUAUUUUUUUUAAACUAAAAAAGUUAAAAUAA
Messenger RNA from Plutella xylostella (diamondback moth), 2182 nucleotides. RefSeq names its product facilitated trehalose transporter Tret1-like. Gene Ontology annotation, biological process: transmembrane transport. Gene Ontology annotation, molecular function: transmembrane transporter activity. The record is from RefSeq and is a predicted model, not a curated record. Lineage: Eukaryota; Metazoa; Arthropoda; Insecta; Lepidoptera; Plutellidae. Gene Ontology annotation, cellular component: membrane.